AUGGAUCCGAAUGAAGUUGGACAGCGAGCAGGUGAAAGGCCAUCCCAACCAGUUAGGGUUUUAAAGGGACAGGGCCGAGAUAGGGAGGUGAAUGAUAAUCCACCAAUACCGGUGGACGAUAUCUUAUUAGCAAGGGCUAUAGCCUUAGCCUUUCAGAAUUUAGCGAGAACCACAGCUCCUCAAGUGGCACCACAACCGGCUAUUCAGCCACAGAAGACGGAGAUAGAGCGGAAUCUUCGGUACCUUAUUCAGUUUGACAAACUUAUGAAAGUAACAUUUGAGGGAGGUCCAGAUCCGUUAGUUGUAGAUGUUUGGCUUGAUGAAGUUGAGAAACAUUUCAAGGCAAUAGUUGUACCCGAUGAUCGGUUAAAGAUCACCUUAGCCACGUAUAUAUUUGUUAGCGACGCGGCAAUAUGGUGGAAGACCAUGACUAGUGCACAUGAUAUUGACAGUAUAAGUUGGGAUGCAUUCAAGAGUCUCUUCUUUAAUAAGUAUUUUUUGCAGACUAAGAGGCGAGAAUUGAGGACGCAGUUUGACGGACUUGAACAAGGUGACAUGCCAGUGACAGAGUAUGAGAACAAGUUCACUUCCUUUUCAUGUUUCGCUAUGGAUGUGCUAGGGAACGAAGAAGAAAAGACAUGGCGUUUUGUGUACGGCCUAAAUCGUUUUAUUAGGCCAGGGGUGACACUUUUGGGAUUAAAGAGAUAUUCGGAGGCGAUUACAAGAGCACUAAUGGCAGAGGCAGAAGCCAAGGACUGGCAAGUAAGGUGUGGUAUUGUUGGUCCUCAGGAACGAGGUACGAGUAUGGGUACUUUUUCUGGGAACCAAGACAAGAAAAGGCACGGGCGUGCUUCAGUGUUAUCUCAGGAGCAGCGAAUGGCAGGUACUACUCCUAUUGUUGGUGCUUCUUUAGGGUCUUCUAGGGCGAGUGUGGUAUGUUAUGAUUGUAGACAGCCAGGACACAGCAAGGCGGAGUGUCAUCUUGAUCAACCUAGUUUCAAAGUUUAUUUUUGGUGUGAUCAGUUAGACCAUAUAAAGAGGGACUGUCCACAGAGGAGAUGA
Cornus florida is the source of this 1062-nucleotide messenger RNA. RefSeq lists its product as uncharacterized. The record is from RefSeq and is a predicted model, not a curated record. Gene Ontology annotation, molecular function: zinc ion binding; nucleic acid binding. NCBI's taxonomy places the organism in Eukaryota, Viridiplantae, Streptophyta, Magnoliopsida, Cornales, Cornaceae. The coding region runs from base 1 to 1062 and encodes 353 amino acids. The transcript has a single exon.